CUCUGUUACUGAGAGGUAAAAUGGCUAAGAGAGGAGAUCAGCUGGACCGACAGAAAAUCUCCUGCUCCAUUUGUUUGGAUCUACUGAAGAAUCCAGUGACUAUUCCCUGUGGACACAGCUACUGUAUGAACUGUAUUAAAGCCCGCUGGGAUGGAGAACAUCAAAGGAGGAUCUACAGCUGCCCUCAAUGUAGAGAAACUUCCAGGCAAAGACCUGCACUAUCAAAAAACAUCUUGUUGUCAAAGUUGGUGAUGGAUGUAAAGAAAACAUCCAGACACCAAGCUGCUGUAGUUAAUCACUGCUAUGCUGGAGCUGAAGAUGUGGCCUGUGAUGUCUGCACUGGAAGGAAAAGGAAAGCUGUCAAGUCCUGUUUGUCCUGCCCUGCUUCCUACUGUGAGGAUCACCUCCAACCUCACUAUGAUGCUCCACCAUUAAAGAAGCACAAACUAACAAACCCCUCCAAGAGGCUUGAGGAGAACAUCUGUUCUCGUCAUGAUGAGGUGAUGAAGAUCUUCUGUCGUACUGAUCAGCAGUGUAUCUGUUAUCUCUGCUCAAUGGAUGAACAUAAAGGCCAUGAAACAGUCCCAGCUGCAGCAGAAAGGAUUGAGAAGCAGAAGGAGCUCCAGGAGAGACGACAACAAAUCCAGCAGAGAAUCCGGGACCAGGAGAAAGAUGUGAAGCUGCUUCAACAGGAGGUGGAGGCCAUCAAUGGCUCUGCUGAUAAAGCAGUGGAGGACAAUAAGAUCUUCACUGAUCUGAUCCGUCUACUGCAGAAAAGAAGCUCUGAUCUGAAGCAGCAGAUCAGAUCCCAGCAGGAAACUGAAGUGAGUCGAGUCAAAGAGCUUCAGGAGAAGCUGGAGCAGGAGAUCACUGAGCUGAAGAGGAAAGAUGCUGAGCUGGAGAAGCUCUCAAUCACAGAGGAUCACAACCAGUUUCUCCAGAACUACCCCUCACUGUCAGCACUCAGUGAGUCUACACACUCAUCCAGCAUCAAUAUUCGUCCUCUGAGAUACUUUGAGGAUGUGACAACAGCUGUGUCAGAGCUCAGAGAGAAACUACAGGACAUCCUGAGAGACACAUGGACAAACAUCUCAGUGGCAGUAUCUGAUAUGGAUGUUUUACUUUUAGAACCAGAACCAAAGACCAGAGCUGGAUUCCUAAAAUAUUCAAGGGAAAUCACUCUGGAUCCGAAGAGUGCACACAUAUUGCUGUUAUUAUCUGAGGGGAACAGGAAAGUAACAUUUGGGUUUAAACAACAACGUCUUAUUGCUUUUAAUCCAUCCAUAGUUAAUGGUUGUUGUCAGGUUAUGGGUGGAGAGCAUCUGCCUGGACGCUGUUAUUGGGAGGUGGAGUGGAGAGGAAGGGCCAUACGUCUAGCUGUGUCAUCAAAUGAUAACAGAAUAGGAAGCGCAGAUGCAAAUUUGUUUGGAUCGAAUACUAAUUCCUGGGCAUUGCGUUGUGAUAAGAAUAGUUAUACAUAUAUCCACAAUAAUAUGAGAGUUCCAGUAUCAGGUCCAGUUUCCUCCAGAAUAGGAGUCCUCGCUCUACCAACUGAGCUAUCGAAGGCAGAGGGAAGGCACGCCCUCAGAA
This is a messenger RNA of Cyprinodon tularosa, 1590 nucleotides long. RefSeq names its product tripartite motif-containing protein 16-like. Gene Ontology annotation, molecular function: zinc ion binding. The transcript is spliced from 2 exons. The record is from RefSeq and is a predicted model, not a curated record. The annotation marks the transcript as partial. Lineage: Eukaryota; Metazoa; Chordata; Actinopteri; Cyprinodontiformes; Cyprinodontidae.